GCUCUAUUGCUCAGCCUUGUGUCAACAUUCCCAGUGGUUUUGAUCAUUAGUCCAAUAUGCCCCGACGUUAUCUUCGGAAAUACCGAUAUAAUGUUUGUGGAUUGCUGCUCGUACCAUGCUGUCCCUUCUGUUUACCCCGGCAUCAACACUCCCCACGGGGGGAUAGUCAUAUUUUAGACGGAUUUCCUGCCAAUCACUGAAACUCUCCUUGAGCUGAAAUCUGUAUUAGCUAUGGCCCGUGAAUUUAUGAUACCAUUGAUGGCAUAGAGCUUUAUAGCCAACAGUAUUUUGAGUUCGCCGACGAAAAUCCCACCACAGUUUUCUCCUAGGGUCUGACUCUACUCCCACUCAUUUCGCGAUUUUGAGAAUGAUGUUGUAUCACAAAUAUCAUCGAGACUCGGUGUUUCCGAGAUGAUAGGGGGUACGCCAGCUCGAAAACAUGAUGCACCAUCACCUAACCAGGUAUAAAUAGCAUUUCCAUAACGUCCCGUCGCUUCGACUUUACAUUUUCUUAUAUACAAAUAUUUGCAUGCCAUUGUUCUUCAUUCGUGAGUGGAAUAAAACGCCAUAGCUCUUCACUCGAGUGAGACAGUUUCGAUUAAAGGCGCCACCUUGCUUCAAAUGAGAACCUUAGAAUGCUAAAACUUCUAUUGCUCUAGAAGUCUCAAUUUACGGAAUCUUUAAGCAUCUUCAACCUCAGUUCAUACAUAUAGCUCUAGCUAGAACCAAGCAGAAGGGGCUUCGGGUCGAAACUCUCUAAAGACCAUAUUUGCCAACAUGGCUCCAUCAGCAAUACACAACGGGCCCCUAUCUCCUCUUAAACAGCGACAGCUUUCUAAUGGACAUCACUUCACAAAGUUAAAUGGCUAUCAAGACCAUAUGCCAUCACCAAGCUUUGACCAACGCAGCAUGACGGGGAGCGAUUAUUUUCAAACAACUCUACUUCAGGACGCAAUCCAAAAGGUUAUCAAAAUGUAUCGAUCUGAGCUCGGACAAAGCUCCGAGAAGUUUCUUCAGAGCUGCAAAUCCAUAGAAGGCUUCUUUGACUAUGUGGCUACUAUUCGAUUAUCACAGAUGCCGCAUCAUGGUAGCCGCUGGGAUAAGAUAUUGAAAUGGGCAGAGUUCUUUACGGGUCAGUUUUCUACAUACAGUGAAGAGGUCUCCUCGUUCACAGCACAGAGCGAGCAAGCAACGAACAUCAUAUAUGCAAGCUGUAAAAUAUUGUUGGAGGUUUGUCUUAACAUUCUUCACAUUUAAAAAAGCAAGGUACUGAUCAUUUGUGUUCAGAUGGGCCCAAAAUUCGUUCCUGUUCUUGAAAAGAUAUUUGGCGUGCUUUACAAUUGCAGUCUCACACUUAGCUUCCUCGUGCGUCACCAUGAGCUUCUACAUACAGUUGAAGAGCUACAAACUGUAUUGGUGGCUUGUUACGCAGACCUACUGAAACUUGUAACUGGUGUCACGAUACAUUACACCAGACGACAACAUGGUGAGCUCUUCUCUAGUAUCCAAAACUAUAUAGGACUAAUUGAGCAAGUAGACUCGAAUUUCAGUAUUCGUACCUUCGAAGAAAUGUUUGGCCAAAGCAUCGAUGAAUUCUUUAUGCACAGCGAUCGUUUUGUAGAUAAGAUCUGGUCAACUAGACUCGAACGCUUAGCCGAGCCUGGUGGUAAGCUGGACCUAAAAAAUGUUUGAACUCAUUACUGAAAAUUCCUAAUUAGACGAUUCUGUGGAAGCUGUGAGGAAGUUUUUGACCCCGCACGAUCGAGUUACACGAAUCCUUGCAACUAAGCGCCGUACCCAUGGAGCAAGAGCUGAUUUCACAUGUGAAUGGUUUGAUAGACCCUUGGGAGAAUUUCUGCGAAGUGGGAAGAAUCUUUUUAUGGUAACUGGAUCAUCUGGCUCAGGGAAGUCCCUGCUUUCCGAGUGGGUUGUUGAAAGACUCCAAGCCUUCAAAGGUCGCCGAGCGACUGAGGUGAUUCGUUAUACCAUUGGUAUGUGCUUUCAUGUCUUUUGGGCUGAAGAUUACUAACGCCUUCUAGAUGGAGCCUUGAAGACAGAGUUGUCGACUCUCAGCAUCGUCAAAGGGCUCCUGCUACAAAUGCUCCAGCUCAGUGCUGGUGACAAAGCUUUGUAUAAGGAAUUGCUUCACGCAUAUGAGUUGCAUACCCAAGGAGAUUCGAACACCAAAGUUGAGGACUCGCUGUGGGCUGCCUUAGGUCAGAGUCUUCGAACGGAUCGUGGCCAGACAGUUGUUAUUGAUGGUUUUGACCAAGUCUAUGGCGGCGAAAGUAACGGAUUCGUCCUACUGGAUAGAUUGAGGACUAUUGUUUCCAAACAUCAUAACACUAAAUGCAUCAUAUUCUCUCGACCCCUCACCAAACCGAUUCCAGGAGACUGUUUUCAACUUUCAAUCGGCGCUCAGCAUACAACUCAAGAUUUGCAAUACUUCAUUGAGUCGCUUCUAUUCUCAACAAUGAGCCUGAGUCAGAGGGAAUCUUCUUUGCUUACGGCGAAGCUUUUGCAGGCAGCCAAUGGUUCAUAUGUAUGGACUCAAAAUGCAGUCGAGAUUCUCAAGAAAGAACAGACACCAGAGUCCAUAAUUAAACGUUUGGAUACUCUCCCCAAGGAUCUAGGGCAGUUGCUCGACAUCAUUGUGUCCUCCAUUGAUCUCAGGGACGGAGACACAAAAUCCAUCCUUGCUUGGCUUCUGGCAAGCGAGCGUCCUUUGCUCAUCAGUGAAGUCAAACAACUACUCGAGAUUGAUACUGGAUCUUUUCAACAUGUCCAGAGAGCAACCCGCAUUGAAGAUGAUAUCACCACUGCCAUUGGGCCAUUAAUUAAAAUGGAUGAUGGCUUUGUCCGAUUCUCUCAUGAUCUUGUGAAGCAAAAUAUCACUCAAAGAUCAAUGUCGAUUGUAGAUUUCAAGAACACUGGCGCCUUUCCCUUUCACAUCAAAGAAGCCCAUUAUGACUUGGCACUGAGAUCGUUGGCUUAUGUUAAAGCCACUCUAACCAGGCGCUCGGCUCAAUUAACGUUUACUAACAUGUCCGAAGAGGAUUUGGAUGAGUUAUUUCAAAAAUACGAAUUCAUUCAAUAUGCUUCCAGAUAUUGGAUAGUGCACUUCGCUACAUCCCCAAUGAAUGAAGGAACCCAGCAAAAGCUUACACCUGCGUUUAAAACCUGCUUUGCCGAUUCCGUCCUUAUGUCAUUGUUCGAAGGAUCCUGCUGGGAAUACCAAUUUCCACUUCAAGACGCUCUAAGUAAAUUGCAGUUGGCUUUAUCCAUACGAAAAUUGGUGCUUGGUGAAACUUCAGCGUCUGUACUUCAAACUUUACUCAAUAUUGCGCGGUUGGGCCACAUUGGUACUUCUUCAAACGUGGAACAUUACUAUGAUGCAUGGAAGUUAGCGGAAGCUCUUCAUGUUUCAUCAAUUGCCUUCAAGUGUGCCCAACAAUACAUCGAAAGAACAUCUUCAAUUACUAUUACCAAGAUGUCUGAGGUUCUUGUACGGAAAACCGAGCUUCUCGAAUACAUCAUCAAGGUGCAGAGAUCCACCGAUUCAGUGAGCCAAGAAACCAUAACAUAUGCGGAGUCUCUUAUUCAGAUUUACGUUUCUACCCAUGAGACAUCCAAGGUCUCUGAAUGGCAAAAGUACGCAUACGAGUUGAAUGUAACCGUUUAUGGAAAAUCAGCAUCGCAGACUAUCAAAUCGUGGGAGAUCAUUUCAAGGAGCUCGACUGAAAUUACCAAGAUGGAGCAGCAUACCAGUACUCUAGAACAAGAAUACGAAAUCAGUGUUCGAAAAAUGAGUGCAGCUGAUUCAAAACGGCUCGAAUUAUCAUGGGCCAUGAUUGAAAAGUACGAGAAGGAGAAAAACACCGUCAAAACGGAGGAGAUACUGAUCAAUCUUUGGCAAAGCUUGACAAGUUUGACACACAUUUAUGACGUCUCCAUUCAAGAGAAGAAGAUUGAAGUCGCUCUCCGCUAUGUCGAAUUCCUAAGACGGGAACAGAGAAUAGUUGAAGCAGAGAUUAUACUUCGAGGUAUCCACAUUGAUCUCGAACAUAUUGACAUUCAAUCUACUACUUUGAUCAAGCAUACGAAAUUGGUAGGUGAUCAGUUACAAAGUAUUGGGUCGGUUGCAGCAGCUCGUCUGGUUUUUAGUAAUCUCUGGGAAUACUACGUCAGGACCGGCAGGCAGGAAUCAACGGAGGCCAAAUCUGUCUCUAAAAGCCUAACCCAGAUCAGUGAGACAAAGAUUGAAGAGACCACAUGGGAUGUCACCACCGUUCGUGAAGUGUUUGAAAGAACUAUUGUCAAUAAAACCACUAAGACGAUUGAUACUACCACGAUACGCCAAGCUACGUCCUUAUGCUCAACUUACUACUUAGAGCAGCGAUGGUCUGAGAUAACUCAGGUGACGAAUUCGACUUUGCUUCGAAUUUGGCCAUCAUUCUCAGGUACCAACUUCAAUGUAUCUCUACCAACCAAUUUCACUGCGGAGACCCUGGACUUGCUCAAUCGGCUAGCCUUCGCACACUUCAAGCUACGCCAGCUCGAUUUAGUAGAGGUUACCUAUCGCAAGAUUUUCUACGCUGUCAUAGCCACUACAGAGACCUCGGAUGAACUCUUGGAAUCGGCAUCUAAGAAACUAAUCAAUUUUUACGAGUCACAUUCUAUGACUGCCAAACUCAUCAUUAUUUAUCGGGAUCUACACCAUGAAAUCGAAAAGAGACAUGGUAAGACACAUACAUGGACGAUCAAGACUUUGUAUCUGUUGGGUGAUUUAAGCAUGCAAAUCUACAAUAUCACAGAGGCCGAAACUGCCUAUCGCACCAUACAUGUCAACUUGGGCAAUGGUAACACGGAAAUCUGUCAUAAAGAUGCGCUUCGGGCGGCUUUGGCACUCUGCGUUAUCUAUGAGCAACAACGCCAGUAUGUGCUUGCUCAAAAGAUCUGCAGUUCUCUUUGGCACGCGCUUGUGCAACAUGGGAAAGAAUAUGAUAUCAAAUCAAAUUUUGCCGAAGACCUGUAUCACAGAUACGUCCGUGUCGUUAGACAAGCUUCAGAGACGCACCAUACUGUUUUACGCCAACUGGCUGUUGACUUCCGUGAAGCAUGCGUGAACUUCUACGGCGUCCACAACGAGGUCACAAUUAAGUCCACACUUCAACUCGCUGAGCUUGAUGAGCAUAGUGAGCAGUAUCGCGAGGAGGCCAUAUCCAUGUAUGAGGAUGCAGAUUCUAAGGCUCGUGAAGCUCCAAAGGGACAGAUCACCGAGAUGACUCUCCAAGCCGUACUUGCUGCCAAGAAGCGUCUGCCUCAUCUCUACUCCAUAUCUAAACUAUCCACGUCAACAGAAGCUAUUGCUUUAUACAAGCAGGAGUUGAGUAAGUUUCAUACGGAGAAAGGAUAUGCGCAUCGUUAUACACUUCUUUGGCUUGGACAUUUGACCAAGGCAUUGGCAGCGCAAGAUAAGCCGGAAGCGACCACUGAGGCCCAACAGACUCUUCAGGCUUCGGUUAUAGAAAUCCUCAAGACGGAGAAGAAUCCUCAGAUACUUUCAGACUCAGCAGCGACAUUUGCAACAAUAUAUAAGAAUACGGGAUUGGAAUCCGAUGCAAAGAGAUUGAUGAAACAACUUCGCUCACAAGCGGUAUUUGCUCAAUCCAACCUAAAAAUUGACCCCAAGAUCAAGCUCGAGAACCAUACCUGGGUUUUCUUGGUGUCUUUUGAGUCAACCAUCACCGGAAGAAAAGAGUUCUACUCGUCGAUGAUGGCUGACCUAUUCAUGGAAGUCUUUUUGCACCAAAUGUACCAGCGAUCGAUCGCACAGAAGAUGUUCUUCACAACUGUCCUCUCAUAUGCCUCAAGGCUCCUCGCUUUCUUGAAAGACAUAGAAGACGACGCUGGACUUGAGAUUGCCGAUGAAUCAGUUCUGGAAUACUUUGCAGCCAACCUAGAAGUCAAGAAAAACUUGGAUAGCCACAUUCUCCGCGAGUUCCUGCACAUUGUGCUUGUCAACCUCAAUGAUGGCGAAGCCGGAAUCUCCAUAUUACAAGCAGGUCUUGAUGCAACAAGUGCUUACAUGGGCAAAAGCAAAUUUGCAGAGGCACAAGAACUUGCUGAAUAUGUCGACUUCUUCCAGAAGUUCUAUGGGGGCUACGACACUCUGCCCAAGGUAGAAAUGGGUCUACGAUUAGCCCUAGUCUUGGUUGGUACUAAAAAUAAGCUAAAGAACGAUCCUCAGCUUCUUGCCUCGUCGGUGGCUUUGUCUAGAUCUAUCAUGAAACAAAUCGUUAAGCGAUUCCGCAGCGGCAAGCUCCAAAUUGUGGAUUUACCAAUUGAACAGCUCAACACUGCAUGUGGCUUGCUUGGAGAAACACAAGAUUUAGAAUCACUCGAGGUAAGCAUCAUCUCCUUCUUUCCCUGUCUGUAUGCUAACAUCAAUCACAGUGGCUUCUUACCCAACUAUGGAACUCCCGCCACUCACAACCGUCCUGGUCCUCUUCGACAAUCGUUCACAUAGGUCGUCUUCUUGUCGAAACACAAUUCUCCAGCAACCACCAAGAACAAGCCAUUCAUCUCCUCGAAGACAUGUGCUACAACGUCCGUCGUGUCUGGGGAGCACUCGAUUCCACUACCCUCGAAAUGCAAAACCUAUUAUCGACAUUCUAUACCUCUUCUACAAACCCUAAUCUCACAAAAGCAAUGCGUAUCCAUGAAGACAUUCUUCGCAAUACCGUCUCUGAUGCUGGAGAUGAAUUGCCCAGUAAUGAAGUAUGCGUUAUAGCUAUUGCGCAACUCGAGUUAUUGAAGAGGGUUUACUGGAGAAAAGGAACGUGGGAUAAAGAUGUGAGUGUCUAUGUGGAUCUUUGGAGACAAAUAGAGCAAGAAUUUGAGGAUGAACAUGCCUGGAAAGAGGCAUCAAAGGCGCUUAAAGGUGUCGAUAAGUGGAGUGUUAAGAAGAGUGAGAAAGGGGAGAAAGAUGAUGAGCUUGGGAUCUGGAAGAGGCCGGAAAGUUUUGAAUUCAUGACAGCACAAGAGGGAACGAGACAGCAUUCGAAUAAUCUGAGGAAGACUAGUAGUAUGUGGGGAUUCUCGGGCUAUAUUCAUAAUCAUGAGAGAGAAAGACAAGAUGUUUGACUUGAGCAUGGAGGAGAUGGGGGUAUAAUGACGAGAAAGGCGCGGAAGGAAAAGAUGAGGGGUUUUAAUGAUUCGCUCUUUGGUCUCUUUGGGUGUCUCUUUUGUUUUUGUGUAUAACUGAUUCCUGUUGAGUCUUGUUACUCAGUUUGUUUUAGUAUAUGAUGGUUUGAGAUGAGUAACGGCAUUAAAAUAUUUCACCUAGC
This is a messenger RNA of Sclerotinia trifoliorum, 7349 nucleotides long. The record is from the annotation of a GenBank genome assembly. Lineage: Eukaryota; Fungi; Ascomycota; Leotiomycetes; Helotiales; Sclerotiniaceae.